Anopheles stephensi (Asian malaria mosquito) is the source of this 6523-nucleotide messenger RNA. RefSeq lists its product as uncharacterized. Gene Ontology annotation, biological process: protein dephosphorylation. The transcript has 7 exons. Gene Ontology annotation, cellular component: cytosol. Gene Ontology annotation, molecular function: protein tyrosine/serine/threonine phosphatase activity. The coding region runs from base 3113 to 4837 and encodes 574 amino acids. Lineage: Eukaryota; Metazoa; Arthropoda; Insecta; Diptera; Culicidae. The record is from RefSeq and is a predicted model, not a curated record.
GUCUCAGUCUCUUUCGCUUUCUGAUCGCGCUCGGUAACGAAGCUAGCGUGUUCCGGCUUUUCCGGGCUUUGGUCGGCCCCGGUUGGGGUUGGUUCAAAGGCUGUUUUUUUUUCAUUCACCUCACUAUCAUUCUUCCUGGAAAUUGUGCGAGGAAAUCGAAAUAGAACAACAAAAAAAGGUUCGAUCGUUUACUUCCUGGGUGAGUGAAGUCGUUUCGCUGCUUGCUGGUGGUGCUGUAAAAAGAGGACUCCACAGUAGAGAAAGGGGUUGAUAGCUUGAUAAGUGUAUCGAUUGUGUUUGUGUUGGUAUGUUGGUGCUGGAGGAUUGGAGUUUCUUGUGGAGCUUUAUUUUAAGGCGAAACUCGCCAUGGGCUGCUGCUAAGUUCAACCAAACUAGAUAUACUUCAAGUUGAACCAUAAAAAAGCUAUCCACAGGCACAAAUCUAUAACUCUUGAUUAACGUAGAAUCGUAGUUUCUGCGAGCGUUUACGACUUUCUCCACUCUACUGCUCUACGGCACUCGCGCUGCACGGUGUGUGAGAACUCGACCUUCUGGGUCUCGGAAAAGCCAACAAAGCGCACAAAACAAAAAGAAGCAUAUCGCCAGAAUCGACCUGUGUAAUGUGACUUUUCGGCAACCAUGGCAACGGAAUCGGGUUUGUCGUCGGCUUGUCUACUACCACCCGUUGAAAGCGACGUCGAAGAAAACAACCAAAACGCGUCACGUAGCUGUCACAGGCAUGAAGUUCCGGAGCUUCUUUGUUGUUAGCCUGGGGUGAAAUGUAACGACAAUACAACAACAGAUGGUUAGCGAUAGUUGCAGUUUGGAUAGUGUUAUCUACACUGCGAGGUUCGUUUUCAGUGUGGUGAACUUGCGAGCGUGAUUGUUGAUCCUGUGUAUGUGUGUGUGUGUGUGUGUGUCUGCGUAUUAUCACAGAGGUCAGGGCUCCCCGAACUCAGCUCAGCUGACGGUGUGUGGAGCCGUGUCACACAUUGUUUACGCCCGUGGUAGUCGGGCAGUCGCAUGAUUGCGCGUGUUUUCGAGACGUCAAAAAUGUAGGGAGCGUCACCUGCCAUGCGAAAAGUGAAACAAAUCAUCCAAACAAACAUCCUUCGGCUGCGUACCGCCAGACGAGAGCGUGGCGCCCGGCAUUGGUGAGCGAGCGAGAGCCGAAAAUGGCCGAAAGCCAUUAUUGUAGCUCCUGUUGCAAUGGCUGUACGGUCAUAAAUUCCGGUACGCUCUCCGAGGGCUCCGUGCUUUGCUGGCACGAUCGGAGCCGUGUUCCGGCUGUCCCGGUGGGAAAAGGCAUCCGCACGCACUUUCGGUGCGGUUCGUGCUGCCGAAAGUGGACCGACAUUCACCGCCACAUGCCGUUACAUAAUACGCACCUAAAGACGGUGUUCGGUUGCAUUCACUACAUGCCACCAACUGGCGACUGGUGGAGUGCAAGUGUGGCCAGGUCGUCCCGAUGAGUUCUGACGGGCGUUUCAGGGAGACCUGAGUGUGUGCAUGAAACGUGCAAGGAACGUCGUCACGUUUUGCGGGUUUAAUGGUCUAAUCGGCUUUGGUGACGACAGCUCUACGCAUCAUUGGAAGGGAUUAGAGAAGUGAUAAAAACCACAUCUACAAAAACUUUGAUAAAACGUGCAAAAUAUCAAAAGAGAUUAAAUCUGAUCGGUGCGAACCAGUGAAGUGAGAUGAUUUAAAGAAAGGAACAAAAAGAGUUAAAAAGAACUAUGAAGUUUAUAAAAGCAUUAUCAAACUAAGCAAAUGCUGUGAAACAAAUAAUAUCAGUAAAACAAAACGCAAAAGACACUAACACAAACGAGUUCUAAAGUAUUGUGUCGAUUCCGCUACUGGUGACCGCUUAGAGCUCGAAUCAAUACCGAACAGAAGAGGAAGCAGAGAAGGCAAAACGAGAUUUAAUCUCGGAAUCGACAAAACACACUGGCCUGGAAGUAACACACCCAUUGAACCAUGAUUCCGGGCGUCACCGAAGCGCGGCACGCCAACCAAGCCAAGCAGAGCAAUAACAGCAAAAAGUGUGUAAGUAAGUAAUUAACGUUUGGAGAACCUGGUGCCGUGGAGUGAAAUUAAAAGAGGCAAGAAAAAAACGAAGGGAAUCAAAUCAACUGAAAACACUAUCAUUGGCCUCAGUGAAAACAUGUUUGGUUGGUAUUACUGGUUGGGAUGCGUACGGUGAGCCAUAUUUGUGAUGUCUUCAUUCCUCGUGGUGGAGUCCUCGAGGGUUCCCGAAAUAUGGAAAUACAGCUAUAAAAUGGGCGCCACCCGUGCCUCGUUUAUCUACGGCAGAAGAGUUAGCAAAUAGAGACCGUUCCGAACGCUCCGGUGAGCAAACAGUGCAAUAAUCAAAAUAUGUCACAACUUCAACUUCAAACACAGCUCAGUUCCAAUCAAGCCGCGCCCGCGUGUUUGUGUGCGCCUAGUGAAGUAAUAUCAUCAAAAAUCGGGCACGGGAAGGCCGCGAAGUGCAAGGGGGCGGUGGUGUCAAUUUAAUAAAGUUUGUGAUAUUGGUUUUUGCUCCGUGUAACGCUGGGCUAAACGUAACCAUCAGCACCGCCAGCACCACGGUCGUGGGGGCCAUCAUGGUUACGUUAAUCAAAAGCAGCCUGUUGGUUGCCUCCGGUGCUUGCGAAUCAAAAAAUGUGCUUUAGUGCCCGAACCGGACGAUGUUAGUGUUAGUGCUUCCGGCGGGGUACAAGCGACGACGACCCCGUGCCCGAGAACGAUGAGCCGAUGACAGGCGGUGUCAAACAGAAACCGAACCGAAGAUCGGACCGGGUUCCGCACCCGGUCGCAGUCGCUUUUGUGAAUCCGUCGAUCGACGAGUGCGAGUGUCAAAGUGAGUCAAAGAUUUCCGGCCACGGGUGUGCGCUGCCUGAGUGUGGAGAGGCAGUAAAGUAACUGGCCUCAUUUGUUGAAAUUCGUUGUUGCUUGUUGCUUGUUUGUUGACCACGUCCAAGUGCUAAUAAAACAGAAAGGAAGUAUAUCAGUAGCUAAGUUUAUAAAACAAGGCAAGACCCUACCUUGGAGCCAUCCAACUACUGCUUCAUAUCGAACCGAUACAGGACACUGGAGCAAAAACAGCAAGAUGGGAAAUGGCAUGAACAAGGUCAUGCCCGGGUUGUAUAUUGGCAACUAUAGGGACUCAAAGGACUACCAGCAGCUGGAUCGAUAUGGGAUUACGCACAUUGUCUCCAUUCACGACAGUCCUCGACGCUUUCAUCCAGAUAAACAUUACCUCUGUGUGAUUGCGGCGGACAAACCGGACCAAAAUCUGUCGCAAUACUUUUCGGUGUGUAAUGACUUCAUCCACUCGGCCCGGCUCAAACAGGGCAACGUACUGAUCCACUGCCUGGCCGGCAUGUCCCGCUCGGUAACGGUGGCCGUUGCCUACAUCAUGUGCGUCACACCGUUGAGUUGGAAGGAAGCUUUAAAGGUGGUACGUGCCGGUCGCUCGAUAGCCAAUCCCAAUCUGGGGUUUCAGAAUCAGCUGCAAGAUUUCGAAACCAACAAACUGAUAGAGGAACGAAGACGGUUGAAGGAACGCUUUCCGAGCUUAGCCCUGGAGUCGACGGAUAAGGAGCAGUGUUACCUAGCUUUAGAUUACUACGAAGAGCUGCUGGAGAGCAAGGGAGUCUGCGAAGGGCAUUGCAAGUUUGGAAAGGACUGUCCAACAGGAAUCUGCCGGACGGAUUCCCGCGGUGGUAUCAGACCUUCGCGAAAACCGAGUCUCUCGUCGAAGAAGCAAUAUAACACAUCACUCUCAACGUCACCCUCGACCUCGUCCCAGCUGUCGGUACGAAGUAUGGGAGCGCCUGCCGGUAGUGGAGCUCAGUCCUGUCCCACGUCGCCCCGCUGCUCGAAGGCGUUGAGCCAACGGCAGGGUUCGACUGGAGCUUCCCGCAAUCCAGAAAACCCACGAGCUGCGGGAGAGUAUGCGGCCGAAAUCGAUUUGGGUGAGAUAUCCGAGCUUCGGCGGAGCAGUAGCAUCGUCAGUACCUUUCGUCCUCGAAGCAGCCCGGCCGGGUUGUAUUCCUAUACGGGCUCAGCGCCACCGUCCAUACACGGUUCGCGGGUUGAUUUGAGCGUUAGUGGAGGUACCGGAUCAGCCAUCUAUCUCGGCUCUAGUGGUGGAAGUGGUGUAACUAGCGGGUCUGGAGGAACUGCGGGGAGUGUAGCAUCGGCUAGUAAUUCCCCUGGGCCUGGGCGUCGUCUAAGUAUGCGAUCCACACCCAAAUCAACGCCUCGCACAACUCCCGAAUCAUCUCCGAAGGCAUCUCCCAAGAAGAGUGCUUCUUCAAGAUCCCUAGCAACCACGACCACGGCCUCGGGGAGUACCAAUUCUCCGAGAAAGAGCGUGUCCGGUAACGGUGGUCGAACAGCGACGGUUACACCGGCUACGUCCACGCCUCCUAUCAAUACCAACCCGUGUCCGAAAAAGGAAGACAAGACAAGCAAACUAACCUCAAAAACCACCGUCCCAAGUACUAAUGCUAGUAAUGCUAGUGCCACUGCUACAACUACUACCACUAGCAGCGUAUCGAAUAGGGCUGCUGCCACGCGUGCUCCAUCAAUUGUGAUAGACAUAACCACAACUACGGCAACAAUUACGGCAAGCACGACCUCCAGCAGCAAGCAGGAUGUAGCUUACGGACGACCGAACGGAAAGCAGGACGCUACAUCCAAGGACACCACCACCACCACCAAGGCUGUCAGCGGUGGUAAAGGCAGCAACACCACCAACACUAAUGCAUCAUCCAAAACAAUGGUUGCGAGCAAUAAUGCUAACAAUAGAAGUGUGCGGCAGGACUAGGGACGUCCUUUUCGGGCGGUGAUGAUGAAGGGUUUAUUAUCGUUCGAAUCGAAUCCACUGUUGUUGAUGGACGAUUGAGAGCUGUCAGUUUGAGCAAAUAUUGCAAGGGCAACUGAAGGGUUCCUUGCUUCUUUCCCCAAAAUCUGACCCGUAUCGUUCGAACCCCGAAUGUGGGAAAGUUGUUGGAUUUCAUCAGGGUUAAAAAAAUCCCUUUGAUAAUAAUACAUAACACAAUGCCCUCCGGGAUUAGCGGGGUGACGCAAGAAGCUCAAAACUGAAGAAGUAAGAAGAUUAGUUAAGCAAAGUGAGGUUAAUUAAACUGAGAGCAUAUACACAAAUACUAGAGAAGAAAAACAAACAAUCAAAGCGCAAAACCCCCAUUUUGAAUGCCAGCUAGCAACAUUAGGUAGUAAUUUUCCGGUUUAAAUGCUACAAUGUCGAGAGGAGGAAAGUCGAAACCCAAAAAAACAUGCUUUCGAUGUAACUUUUUUUGUAAAUCAAGGUUUGUUCGGUUUCGGUUUACGGUGGUGAAAAACUGAAGAAAAAACCCAAUUGUCAGCAGUCGUUCCUUACGCUACAUCAAAUGGCUCAAGUGGUCACUACGUUACGAAAGGGUUGGUUUUGUGUAUCACAAAUGUGAGGUUAUCAGCGAUCCUGGGAUAAGAAGACAGUUGAUAGGCUAGGUUCUGCUUGAUGCUUAGAGAGCUGUUGUUCGAGAAGGGAGCGAAAGUCGUAUAUCAGUGGCAGUGUAAGGCAUCGUUUUUCGCUUGUCGAUGUGUUAAGCCUGUAUGCAUUUAGAGUGACAGCUAUGAUUGAACAAUUAUCGAGCGAGAGCUCUAAGCUAAAAUGGAAAGGGAAUGGAAAAAUUUAUAUCCACGUGUGCGAACGCACUUAUAUUUACACUGAUCAGAAAAAGAAAAACACUCGCACGUGUACCGUUCGAAUUGGAACGUAAAAUUAAACACAUCAACCUUGGUAACAAACGGAUUCCGAACCCAUUGGCGCAUAUUGGCAUCCUUUUGAUUCGUACAGUACGGCGGCUUGUUAUUGUUGGGGCUCGUUAAGCGUGGGCAAAAGCAAAAGUUGAACAGCUGGUUGAAGGGUCAAAGGUUUAUAGGGAUAGCAGUGGUAGGCUUCUAGAGCAUCGAGCAGCAGAAUCGAACCCGCUUAAGGUGUUGCUAUAUCGUGCGUGAAUGCGAUUUAAAAUAUUUAAUAUAUACACAUACCUGCGGCCAUUUUGGUUUCCCUUUGCAACAUCCUGCUCCGUUAUGCUAAAAAAGGGAUAGAUUUGGAAAGUGGAGUGGAAAACCAUAUAUAUAAUAGACAACUCAUACCGGUGACGAUGAUAAUUGAAAUGCAAUAAUUACAAGUUGGGCUAAGAGAAGAUGGUUUGUUAUGACCGGUGUUGGUCGGGAAGAUGGGCAGUACAAAAGCUGUACAAAGGAUGUUGAUGAUAGAAAGGAUAAUAUUUGCUAUUGAUGGACGUUAGGACGUUGCGUUGGUUAGGGUGCGAAAAUCCCAGGUGGAAGAAUGCAUGCACACAUCCGCACAUGUACAGGAUGAAAUGAUAUAUUUGUAUUUAGCUAUUUUAUAAAUUUUAUUUUGAUAUAUAAAACAAAACAGAAAACCCGAAUGCGUGAAACCGUUCAAAAAUAAAGCUUAUACCGAAACAAAGUGAAAGAGAGA